This is a messenger RNA of Calypte anna (Anna's hummingbird), 928 nucleotides long. RefSeq names its product receptor activity modifying protein 2 (gene RAMP2). Gene Ontology annotation, cellular component: signaling receptor complex; cell surface; membrane. Gene Ontology annotation, biological process: receptor internalization; protein localization to plasma membrane; intracellular protein transport. Bases 190 to 714 code for a protein of 174 amino acids. The transcript is spliced from 5 exons. The record is from RefSeq and is a predicted model, not a curated record. Gene Ontology annotation, molecular function: coreceptor activity. NCBI's taxonomy places the organism in Eukaryota, Metazoa, Chordata, Aves, Apodiformes, Trochilidae.
CCCAGCCCAGACAGGAUUAAAGAGAAAUACACAAGUAAACAAAUAGCGGCCUCGUAAAACUGGACGUGCAGCGCGGGGACUGGAGCCUCUGGGCCCCGGUCAAACUGCCCCUGUCAGAGGAAAGGAGUUGCUUCCUGUUAUUUCCAUUGAAAUCCUUGUCCCGGGCGUUAGCCGGCAGCCUUCAGCAGGAUGGCACCGCACGCACUAACGGGCUCCGGCUGCUGCUCCUGGGGGCUGCUGCUGCUCUGGGCACUCCUGGGGACUGGGCUCUGCCAUGCGGGCGUCGAGGCAGAGAGCUUUGCCCAGGACACUGGGACCAGCCCACCCAUGGCCACCAUCAACUGGACGGCCCAGCUCGUGGAGGAGAUGUACACCAACAUCACACAGAAGUGCUGGGAGAUCUUUGUUGACCUGAUGAGGAACGUGACUGCGCCAGAGCUGUGCGAGUGGAAAGUCAUCAGCAGACCCUACAGCCUGCUGCAGGAGUGCCUGGAGUACGAGGCCGACCGCCUUCAGUACGGCUACCCCAACGCUCUGGCAGAGCAGUACAUCUUCCAGAGCCACCACCGCUACUUCCAAAACUGCACCUUGGAGCACUACUUUGACCCCCCCGAGGACGUCCUGCUGGCCAUGAUCAUUGCCCCCAUCUGCCUCAUCCCCUUCCUGGUCACACUCGUCAUCUGGCGCAGCAAGGACAGCAAGGCCCACACUUAGUGACCAUGCACCGAGCUUCAGGGAUCCCCCACACCCCACCCCCGGGGCUACCGGCUGCUUGAAGAGCCCUGCAGGACCGUGGGGCUGCUCAAGCAGCCGAUAAUCCCGUAGCCCCAUUGGGUGGGGGGGGGAGGAGGGGGGCGGGCAGGAGUCUGCUCAAAGGGCUUGGAAAAACCCAUCUCAACGUUUGGGGAUUAAACGCUUCCCCCACACA